AUGGCUGCCUCUAUUGCCGGAUCGGCCAUCGUCGCUCUUAAAUCCGCCGGAAUUUCCUCACCUUCCGCCGACCACAAAUUCUCUCAUUUCCGGCAAUUUUCUCCGAUUUCCCAAUCGAUUCAUCUCCAACACAAGCUCAACUUGCAAUGCCGAUCGAGGAGCUCCUUCGCUUCCGGUGUUUAUGUUCUGUUUGAAAUUUUGAAGCAAUACAAGGAAGAAUUUGGGAAUGGUGGGAUUGUGGAUGAUUUGAGAUUUGAGUUGGUUAAGAAAGUGCCAAUCUCAUUGUUUAUAGUGGCAGAUGCAGGUGUAAAAGCUCAGGUUGCCACUAUUGAACAUGCAAGUGUUGAAGCUGCUCAAAAUGUGGAAGCCCCUGUUGUUGUUGUGACUGGAGCCUCUCGAGGGAUAGGCAGAGCAAUUGCACUGGCUUUGGGGAAAGCUGGAUGUAAGGUUCUAGUCAACUAUGCUAGGUCAUCAAAGGAGGCAGUAGAAGUUUGUAAAGAGAUUGAGGCAUGCGGUGGUCAAGCUCUGACUUUUGGAGGAGAUGUCUCCAAAGAAGCAGAUGUGGAAGCGAUGAUUAAAACCGCAGUCGAUGCAUGGGGAACUGUUGACAUCCUAAUAAACAAUGCAGGUAUUACUAGGGAUGGGUUGUUGAUGCGAAUGAAGACACCUCAAUGGCAGGAGGUUAUUGAUCUGAAUCUCACGGGUGUAUACCUGUGUAUACAGGCAGCAGCAAAAAUAAUGAUGAAGAAGAGAAAGGGAAGGAUAAUCAAUAUAGCAUCAGUUGUUGGCCUUGUUGGCAAUGUUGGGCAAGCCAAUUACAGUGCUGCAAAAGCAGGUGUAAUUGGCCUGACAAAAACUGUGGCCAAGGAAUAUUCAAGCAGGAGUAUUAAUGUCAAUGCUGUAGCCCCAGGGUUCAUUGCAUCUGAUAUGACUGCUAAGCUUGGAGAAGACAUUGAGAAAAAGAUUUUGGAGACCAUCCCCUUGGGAAGGUAUGGUCAACCAGAAGAAGUUGCUGGACUCGUCAAAUUUUUGGCCCUUAACCCUGCAGCCAGUUACAUCACUGGACAGGUUUUGACCAUUGAUGGAGGAAUGGUGAUGUAA
Molecule: messenger RNA, 1101 nt
Organism: Ilex paraguariensis (yerba mate)
Lineage: Eukaryota; Viridiplantae; Streptophyta; Magnoliopsida; Aquifoliales; Aquifoliaceae
Source: the annotation of a GenBank genome assembly